Molecule: messenger RNA, 1093 nt
Organism: Trichoplusia ni (cabbage looper)
Lineage: Eukaryota; Metazoa; Arthropoda; Insecta; Lepidoptera; Noctuidae
Product: TIP41-like protein
Exons: 6
Coding region: 169-999 (276 amino acids)
Biological process (GO): TOR signaling
Cellular component (GO): cytosol
Source: RefSeq, a predicted model, not a curated record
UAUUUGUCACCGUCUCACCGAUAGCAUUCUGAAAGUACCAAUACUGUCAUAUUGUGUCAGCCAAUGCCAAUUAUUAUUUUUAUUGCUGGGAGAACUGUUAUAUUUCAUUAGAAAUUUUUCAAAAUCAUAGGUAUUAAAAUAACAGAAACAUCUUGCGGAUUUGAAACCAUGUUUAACGCUGAGGUAAACAGUGUUGACGCCGGAAGAUAUAAGAGUAACUCGCAAUCCAUUCAGUUUGGUCCUUGGCUUAUAUCUUACGAUGUUAGCUGUAUAUUACCCAGCGUCUGUUCGACUAAGGUUGUAUGUGAACGUGAUGAUGAUCAAUUUUGUCAGUUUUGUAUAUACUCGAAAGAACUGAAGAUACCACACUUUCCUGAUAUGGUGUUUCCUAAAAAUAUACUUAAGUUGACACAUAAAAGUGGUGCCAUAAUAUGUUUCAAUCCUUUGGAUGCUCUGAGAUGUGUUGCCAGCAGGAUGGAUGCUAUUGAAGUGGCUUGUGCAGAGGCUUGGCAGGAAGCCCGACCAGGUGCUGAGAAACCCAAGCGGCCUUUUGAUUGGACAUUCUCAACCAACUAUAAAGGCACACUCACAAAUAAUAUAGUCAUUGAAGAGACUGAUGAAACUAUUAAUUUUAAUUUACUCAAACAAAAAGAUCAAAUACUCUUCUACCAUGAUUUGACAUUAUUUGAAGAUGAACUCCAUGAUCAUGGGGUCUCUAAACUGUCUGUUAAAAUACGGGUUAUGCCGUCCUACUGGUAUGUGCUGCUUCGAUACUUCUUGAGAGUGGACGAUGUGUUGGUGCGGUCUAACGAGACUAGAAUGUUCCAUAUGCUUGACACAGAACAUGUACUUAGAGAGUACACAGUCAAGGAAGCAUAUACUAAAGACUUAAAAAUCUCUACAGCUCAAAUGAAAGAUGCUGAUGAUGUGAUACCAAUAUUGCCUGUAAAAGAAAAAGUCACGCACAAAUUGGUUGUGAAUAUACCUUCAAGUUCUUAGGUUUCUAAAGUGCUUCGAUCUCCAAUAAAAUAAUUAUGAAAUAAAAUAAGUUAAGAAGUAUAAAUGUUGUAAUAAAGUGCAGUUGUAUUGGGUA